Molecule: messenger RNA, 393 nt
Organism: Knipowitschia caucasica
Lineage: Eukaryota; Metazoa; Chordata; Actinopteri; Gobiiformes; Gobiidae
Source: the annotation of a GenBank genome assembly
AUGCUCUUUGACGUGGAGAAUGGCCCGUCGGCGAGCUGCAGCCCUCUGGACCCCCAGGCCUCCCCCGGCUCGGGCCUGGUGCUCCACACGAACUUCCCUGGACACAACCAGCGGCGAGAGUCCUUCCUGUACCGCUCCGACAGCGACUACGAUCUGUCGCCCAAGUCCAUGUCCAGGAACUCCUCCAUCGCAUCCGAACUACAUGGCGAUGACUUGAUAGUAACUCCAUUUGCUCAGGUUUUGGCGAGUCUCCGGAGUGUGAGGAAUAACUUCACGGUGCUCACCAACGUCCAGUGCGCCUCCAACAAGAGGUCUCCAGCUGCCACCACCCAGCCCCCCAUGACCAGAGUCUGCCUCCCGGGUAAGAGCCCUUCCUGCUGUCGCUGUGUUUAA